UUUCCCCACUCCAAUAACCUUGCGGAGGCGUGGAAGCGUGGACCCGCCGCCGCCCCGCUCCCGCCAGCCACCGAAACACACGAAGCCGCCGAAGCAAAAGUAAGCAGAGACCAAGCCAAACAGCGCUACCACCUGCACCACCAACUACAUCAGAGCACUGGUUCCUGAUUCCCGCCGAUGGCGUCGUCGUCGCCGCACGUGUCCACGGCGCGGCACCCGCUGCGCGUCCCCGGGCAGCGCGCCAAUGGAGCCGCGGUGGUCGCGGCGGCGCUGGGGCUCCCGAGGAGGGAUGCGCGGGUCGCGCUGCGGGCGCACGCGCGGCGGAUCGAGGCCGCUGCGUGGGCGGCGGUGGAGCCGAGGACGAGCAGCGGCGGCGGCAGGAGGAAGAGGGGGGAGGCGGCGCUGUGCGCUGCGGCGGGGCAGGUCGCGGGGAGGAGCGCCGGGGUGGGGAGAAGCGUCGGGACGGAGGUGGCCCUCGCCACGAUGGCCGUCGUCGCCAUGGGCACCGGGAACCGCGUGCUCUACAAGCUCGCCCUCGUCCCGCUCCGCCAGUACCCCUUCUUCCUCGCGCAGUUCGCCACCUUCGGCUAUGUCGUUGUCUAUUUCUCAAUCCUGUAUCUUCGAUAUCAAGCUGGCACUGUUACAGAUGAGAUGCUUUCUCUACCACAGAAACCUUUUAUACUUGUGGGUCUCUUAGAGGCUCUAGCAGCAGCAGCAGGGAUGGCUUCCGGAGCUGUUCUGUCCGGGGCUUCAAUACCAAUAUUGUCACAGACCUAUCUCGUAUUUCAGCUUCUUUUGUCUGCUAUUUUUCUAAAGAGGCGAUAUAGAGUUAAUGAGAUAACAGGAUGCUUUCUAGUGACAGUUGGUGUGGUAAUAACUGUAGCAAGUGGAUCUGGUGCUGGAGCUUCAUUACAAAGUACUGGAAUUUUGUGGCCACUUCUGAUGAUACUAUCAUUCUUUCUGCAAGCUGCCGAUACAGUAUUGAAGGAGAUAAUAUUUAUAGAUGCUGCCAAGAAUUUGAAGGGUGGCUCAGUUGAUCUUUUUGUCGUCAACUCAUAUGGCUCUGCUUAUCAAGCUAUUUUUAUGUGUCUCCUGUUGCCAUUCUUGUCAAAGUUAUGGGGUAUUCCAUUCCAUCUACUGCCAACAUACAUCAGAGAUGGUGCAGCCUGCUUUCUGAAUAUGGGAUCAUUAUCUUCUGGUUGUGAUGGGGCGCCGCUGCUACCUCUACUAUUUGUUUUGGUUAAUAUGGGAUUCAAUAUAUCUUUGCUACAUCUACUGAAGAUAUCUUCUGCUGUUGUAUCUUGCCUAGCCUCUACAUUCUCAGUUCCAUUGUCCAUCUACGCUUUCACCCUACCACUGCCGUACAUUGGCGUGGCGUCAACCCUCCCUCCUGGCUUCGUUGCUGGCGCAGUGGUUCUCAUCGCCGGCUUACUAAUGUACAGUCUUCCGCAGCCACAAAAUUGUGGGAAAACCUUGGACAAGAGGAAUGACUAGGGUAGCUGACAUGCAUACAUGUCUUUCCUCGUUUGUUGUACACAAGCAUGGAUCUUCGCCUGGGCUUGAAAGGUAGAGCAGAAGUUCUCCUGCCGCCCACCUGAUUGUUGUAUGUUGUAUGGUAUAUCAUAUGUAUAUCCAAUAAAAGCGAAGAAGUGCCGCAUGGAUAUAGUAGACAGAAUAAAGGUCAAGAGCAAGAAAUGUACCAGACAGCAAGGCUUUCUCUGUUAUUACUGAGCGAAAGCCGGGGAUGGAGGAUUGUCGCAGUUUUCAGGCGGGAAGAGAACCAGGGAGAAGAGAAGGAGCAUCAUCACCACGGGAACGAAGAGCAAGAACGCCGGUGGUGGUGGUAGGGGCGGCAGCACCAGUGGCAGGCACAGGAGCAUCGCCGCCGCUGCCAGCACCAGCAUCAUCAGCACGCCUUUGCCCAUCUGGGCCGUGCUUAGUAGAUGUUCAUGGUCUUUACGACUCUCUGUUUGGUUGGGUUCCUUCGGAUAGACUAUUGUGUUUGAGGAAUUGCUUUGAGAGGGUGAGAGCCUGGGACUGCAUCUUUGAUUC
Molecule: messenger RNA, 2052 nt
Organism: Lolium perenne
Lineage: Eukaryota; Viridiplantae; Streptophyta; Magnoliopsida; Poales; Poaceae
Product: protein CLT1, chloroplastic
Source: RefSeq, a predicted model, not a curated record